Messenger RNA from Coffea eugenioides, 923 nucleotides. Its product is annotated as zinc finger CCCH domain-containing protein 3. The coding region runs from base 1 to 384 and encodes 127 amino acids. The transcript has 5 exons. Gene Ontology annotation, molecular function: zinc ion binding; nucleic acid binding. Gene Ontology annotation, cellular component: U12-type spliceosomal complex. The record is from RefSeq and is a predicted model, not a curated record. Lineage: Eukaryota; Viridiplantae; Streptophyta; Magnoliopsida; Gentianales; Rubiaceae.
AUGCCGUUGGGGAAGUAUUACUGCGAUUACUGCGACAAAGAAUUCCAAGACACCGCCGCAGCCCGGAAGCGCCACCUCCAAGGCGUCCAUCACCAGAGGGCCAAGGCUCUCUGGUACGACUCCUUGCGCUCAGAUGCAAAUCAGAUUCCUGCUCCAGGGGCCUUGGGAAAACAAGGUGUUUGCAAUCGAUUCGUCCGAACGGGCUCAUGCCAAUAUGGGGAUUCUUGUAAGUACUAUCAUCCGAAACAAAAUCCGAAUGAUCAAGUGCUGCCAGGUCAGAUAUCCAGUCAGAAUGUGCAUAUUUCAUGGGGCAACCUACCUCCAUCCUUGAUGCCUCCUCCAGAAGCUGGAUAUCCUCCUUUACCCUUUAUUGAUUGGGGAUAGUUCCAGGAGAUGCAUUCUGUAUCGUUUGCCUUAUAUCCGGUGUGGAGUUUCCAGGGUAGAUUGGCGUUUGUAAGAUGGUUCUUGGUGUCUCAAAGUUAUACUCACUUGUGAAGUUUAUUGUUUUGUCACUUACAACUGAAGUUCUGCAAACUGAAGAUGGUCUUGAAGAGUAUGUUUCUUCAAUUGAUGUGUCACCUAUUGGAGACCAUCUAGAUUUUGGAGAAGAAUUUGGUGAGUUCUGAGGCAUUCUUUUGUUGGAAAGAAUACGAUCAAGAACUUCAGUUUUUAGAAAUGUUGCAGCAUUGGCCUAUGUUGAUACAAGAAAGUGAGUAACAAGUUGCAUUUAAAGGUAGUGAAGAAUGGUUACUUCAUUUCCUUUUUUUAAUCUUUUGGACUUGGGACAUAAAGAAAUUGUCUCGGUUAGGAGCAUUCAGCUGAUGAGCAAUUUGAUUCGGCAGAUGGUAUUGUAAGUUGCGGGAUAAUUGCCAAAUGGAUACAAGAGGUUUAAUGAUAAAGAGAUACAAGUCUGUGUUUAUUUA